GGUGAUUUUCUUCUCAUUAUUUUGAAGAGCCUGAUAGAGAAGCAAUCAAGUGAUAAUACAUCACGUAAACUAAAAAUUAUCCUUAUGUCCGCUACUGUUGACGCAGAUCUAUUCUCAGGAUAUUUUGCUCAUUGUCCUGUGAUUACUGCUCAAGGACGAACACACCCGGUUACCACUCACUUCCUAGAGGAGAUUUAUGAGAGAACUAGUUACCUUCUGGCUCCAGAUUCUCCCGCCGCGCUAAGAUCUGAUUCAUCCAUUAAAGACAAGCUUGGUUCGGUAAACGACCGUAGGGGAAAGAAGAAUCUUGUACUGGCUGGCUGGGGUGACGACUAUUUGCUCUCAGAGGACUGUCUUAACCCGUUUUAUGUUUCCAAUAAUUACAACUCAUACAGUGAUCAAACACAACAAAAUCUGAAAAGGUUAAAUGAGGAUGCUAUUGACUACGAGCUUCUUGAAGAGUUAAUAUGCCACAUUGAUGACACUUGCGAGGAAGGAGCCAUUCUUGUAUUUUUGCCGGGAGUGGCAGAAAUUUACGCGCUACUCGAUAGGUUAGCUGCUUCGUAUCGUUUUCGUGGACCUUGUGCAGAUUGGCUUCUUCCUCUACAUUCUUCUGUUGCAUCUACAGAACAGAAAAAGGUGUUUAUGCGCCCCCCUGAAGACAUUCGAAAGGUUAUCAUAGCAACAAAUAUUGCAGAGACCAGUAUAACAAUUGAUGAUGUGGUGUACGUGAUUGAUAGUGGCAAACACAAGGAGAAUCGGUAUAAUCCACAUAAGAAAUUGUCAAGCAUGGUGGAAGAUUGGAUAUCAAAAGCAAAUGUUAGACAAAGAGCGGGAAGAGCUGGACGUGUCAAACCUGGAAUUUGCUUUUCGUUGUACACACGCCAUAGAUUCGAGAAGCUAAUGCGUCCUUAUCAGGUUCCUGAGAUGCUGCGGAUGCCCUUAGUAGAAUUAUGUCUACAAAUCAAAUUGCUUGGCCUGGGUCACAUUAAGCCUUUCCUGUCCAAGGCUUUGGAACCUCCGAGUGAAGGUGCAAUAACCUCUGCAAUUUCAUUGUUACACGAGGUUGGUGCUGUUGAAGGGGACGAAGAGUUGACACCACUUGGGCAUCAUUUAGCCAAACUUCCUGUUGAUGUGUUGAUUGGAAAGAUGCUGUUAUAUGGCGCAAUAUUUGGUUGCUUAUCACCUAUUCUCUCCAUUGCUGCUUUCUUGAGCUACAAAUCACCGUUUGUAUAUCCCAAAGAUGAGAAACAAAAUGCUGACCGGGCAAAACUUGCUCUUUUGUCUGAUAAUCUGGAUAAAUCAAUUGAUUUAAACAACAGUGACAAACAAUCUGAUCAUCUCCUUAUGAUGGUUGCAUAUGACAAAUGGGUGAAGAUACUGAAUGAGCGAGGAAUGAGUGCUGCACAAAGGUUCUGUGAAUCAAAGUUCUUGAGCAGCUCAGUGAUGCGGAUGAUAAGAGACAUGAGGGUGCAAUUUGGUACAUUACUUGCCGACAUCGGGCUCAUCAAUCUUCCUAAAACAGGAGAGUUUGCAGGGAGAAGGAAGGAGAAUCUUGAUGUUUGGUUUUGUGAUAAAACUCAACCUUUCAAUAUGUAUUCACAACAACCUGAAGUUGUCAAGGCGAUACUAUGCGCGGGACUAUAUCCUAAUAUCGCAGCGAAUGAUAAGGGAAUCACAGAGACAGCGGUGAACAGUUUGACGAAGCAAGGAAACCAAACAAAGAGUUAUUCUGCGUGGUACGAUGGCAGAAGAGAAGUCCAUAUCCAUCCAUCCUCUAUUAACAGCAACUUCAAAGCAUUUCAAUACCCUUUCCUUGUCUUUCUUGAGAAGGUCGAAACACACAAGGUGUAUCUGCGUGAUACAACGAUUGUUUCUCCUUUCUCCAUUCUACUUUUUGGCGGCUCAAUCAAUGUUCAUCAUCAGAGUGGAUCAGUGACGAUUGAUGGGUGGUUAAAGCUAGCAGCGCCAGCUCAGACCGCGGUUUUGUUCAAAGAGCUCCGGUUAACCCUACAUUCUAUUCUCAGAGAUCUUAUCCGAAAACCAGAGAAAUCAGGAAUAGUCCACAACGAAGUCGUCAAGUCUAUGGUCCAUCUUCUUAUCGAAGAAGGCAAACCGCAACACAAUUGA
Microthlaspi erraticum is the source of this 2130-nucleotide messenger RNA. Lineage: Eukaryota; Viridiplantae; Streptophyta; Magnoliopsida; Brassicales; Brassicaceae. The record is from the annotation of a GenBank genome assembly.